Messenger RNA from Dictyostelium discoideum AX4, 1380 nucleotides. RefSeq lists its product as hypothetical. The coding region runs from base 1 to 1380 and encodes 459 amino acids. The transcript is spliced from 2 exons. The record is from RefSeq and is a predicted model, not a curated record. Lineage: Eukaryota; Evosea; Eumycetozoa; Dictyosteliales; Dictyosteliaceae.
AUGAGUAAAAUUGAAGAAAUCAUUAAUACAGAAAUUAAAUUACAUCAACAAUUCAAAAAUGUUAAUGUUAUUGGAUUCGAUAUGGAUAUGGCAAUUGUUAGAUAUAAUAAUAAUGAAACAGCAACAUUAAUAUAUGAAUGUGUAUUAGAGCAUUUAGUUACAGUAUUCCCAUUUUUAAAAGAGUCGAAAUUGGAUUUUUCAUUUAGUAAGCGUGGAUUAGUAAUUGAUUUAGAACUUGGGUUAAUAUUAAAAUUAGAUAAUAAGAAGAGAGUUAUAAAAGCAUUUAGAGGUAAAUCAAUUGUAUCAAAAGAAGAAAUAGAUUCAAUAUAUCAUGAUGAAAAGGUAAUUGGUUCAGAAUCACCAUUGAAAGAUUAUGAUGGUAGUAAUUCAGCACGUUUCUUUACAAUGAUAUCAUUCUUUGAAACACCGAUUACAUCAGUCAUUAGAGAUUUCAUGGAAUAUCAAAAUAGUGAAUCAAUUCGUUUAGGUAAACCAAUAGAUUAUUCAACAUUCAAACAAUUGGCUAAAGAAAUUUCAAUCUCAUUCGCAAAACAUUUCAAUGACUUUACCACUGGUCAUUAUUAUACAUCAUUUAAAAAAGAUCCUUCAAAAUACAUUUACAAAGUUUCCAAUCGAUUAAAGAAUUGGUUAAUGGAAAUUCGUUCAAAAAAUAAUACAAAAGUAAUUUUAAUUACAAAUUCAAAAUCUGAAUAUUGCCAUUCUGUAAUGGAAUAUUCAUUUGGUGAAAACUUUAGAGACUAUUUCGAUUGUAUCAUCGUUGAUGCAAAGAAACCUGAAUUUUUCAAGAGUGAUAUCAAUUCAAAACCUUUCACAAAGUUAAUGACUUUUUAUCCAAAAGAGAAAUCUGAUUACAUUGAAUGCUCAAAUAUUGAACUUGGUGUUUCUCAUGAUACAAUCUUUAAAGGUGGUAAUAUUCAUUUGGUUUUAAAUAAAUUAAAAGAUCAUUUCAAAAAAGAUCAAAUUUCAUUUUGUUAUGUUGGUGAUAAUUUAAUUGGUGAUGUUGUGGCUCCAAAACAAGUUAAAUUAAUGACAGUUGCAAUUAUUGAAGAAAUUCAAGAUCCUGAUGAAAUUAUAAUUUUAAAAAGAGAAAAGAAUACAAAGAGUCAAGAAGUUCAAGUUAAUAGUGAAGGUUUAGUUGAAAGAUCAACUGGUAAAACAAAUUAUGUUUGGGGUUCAUUCUUUCAUAUUCAUGACGAUCAUGAAAAUUUAAGUAUUGAUACUUUUUGGUCAAGUAUUCUUAGAGAUAAUGCCGAUAUUGUAGUUUAUGGUGUUGAUACUUUAGUCGAAUAUUAUUAUCAAGAUAAAUUCGAUAAUAAAGAUACUUUAUCACCAUGUGCCGUUGUUUAUGGGGGUUAUUAA